Messenger RNA from Wallemia mellicola CBS 633.66, 864 nucleotides. RefSeq lists its product as hypothetical. The coding region runs from base 64 to 723 and encodes 219 amino acids. The record is from RefSeq and is a predicted model, not a curated record. NCBI's taxonomy places the organism in Eukaryota, Fungi, Basidiomycota, Wallemiomycetes, Wallemiales, Wallemiaceae. The transcript has a single exon.
AAACCGAACUAUCAACGUCAUAACACUUUUGAGCGUAUAAAUAUAUGAUAUCAGCUCUUCAUAAUGGUUCUAGAAGAAUUGUACAGUCAAGUUCAUUACUAUAUAGGUAACCCCGCCACAGCGUACUCCUUACAGAAUAAUACGACACAAUUACAUACAUACGCCAAAAGGGAUUCAAGUGAUGCAGCAAAAAUAGGUAUUAUAAUCGCCCUUGUGGGUGCAUGUCUCGUAUUUAUACCGUUCUUGGCAAGAACUUUUACCAAACAUCGGGCACUGAAGAUCAGAAAUGAAGAUACCCAUCACGUGAGGCACUCGAGCUUUGGCAGGCGCCAGACAACUCCGUUCGAUGAUCACUAUCCAAGACCACCAAGAGGUAGUGUUAGUAGGCCAAGGCCAAGAAUGACAUCAUACAGACCACAAGAGGAAGAGGAGGAACAGCUUCCCGCAUAUGAGCCACCUUCCAAGCCAAUUGCCACAGCUGAGACCGUUUUCAACCAGCAACCAGCUGCUGAAAACGGCAUGGUAGAUUAUCACCAGCGUUUAAGUCAAGAUUUCACGCAAUCGGAAGAAAUCAUGCCUUCUGUUAGCUCAUCAGCUGAUUUACCAUUGCCGGUAGGAGCAUCACCAACCAAUGAUAUACGUUCUCAACCGCCAAACUACACACCUGUAACGACAAACACCACUGCACCUAUGCCACCACCGCCAGCAUACGACAGAAGAUGACAUGAUGCGUGACGCGUGGAUUUGCUUUAUGGUAUAUCAUAAAGCAUGGAACUCUCAUAGACAUGGAAACUUGUAAUUAUUUUCUGGAGAAUCCAUUAUUUUGUACUCUUUGCAUAAAUACAUGAGUAAAGUAGACUUUUU